Prinia subflava (tawny-flanked prinia) is the source of this 881-nucleotide messenger RNA. It is a transcript of the gene CLXN, whose product is annotated as calaxin. The transcript has 6 exons. The coding region runs from base 97 to 720 and encodes 207 amino acids. The record is from RefSeq and is a predicted model, not a curated record. Gene Ontology annotation, molecular function: calcium ion binding. Lineage: Eukaryota; Metazoa; Chordata; Aves; Passeriformes; Cisticolidae.
CGCCUGCAGACAGACGAUCUCUGUUUUGCCGUGUGUGUUUAUGUCCGGCAGGCCGCGGCCGCGCCCCGCGUUGCCAGGGCAGCGGCGGCGGCCGCCAUGAGCAGGAAGGGGGCGAAGCUGCUGCUGGACUCGCUGGCCCGCUCCGCCAAGCACUUUAACAAAAGCGAAGUGGAAUGUCUGGUCAACCUCUUCGACACGCUGGUGGCCAGGGCCAGCAGCCACUAUGCUGGGGUGGGCUUCGACCGCACGGUGUUCCGGGACACGCUGUACAGCGCCUUCGGCAUGACGGAUGACGCGGUGCUGGACCGAGUGUUCAGCAUUUUUGAUAAAAGCAACAAUGGCUACAUCACUGUGGUGGACUGGGUGGAAGGCUUAGCAGUGUUACUUCGGGGGACACUGGAAGAGAAGAUGAAAUAUUGUUUUGCAGUUUAUGACCUGAAUGGUGAUGGAUAUAUUUCGAGAGAGGAAAUGUUUCAAAUGCUGAAGAACAGCCUUCUCAUACAACCAGCAGAUGAAGAGCCUGAUGAGGGAGUUAAGGACUUGGUUGAGAUAGCACUGAAGAAAAUGGACUAUGACCGCGAUGGCAAGCUUUCUUUUGCAGACUUUGAACAAGCAGUCAGAGAUGAAAAACUUCUCUUAGAAGCCUUUGGACCAUGUUUGCCAGACAUAAAGAGCAGUAUCUCCUUUGAACAGAAAAUUUUCCGGGCAGCUCCUAAAUAGUAACUGGAAGUUGUAACUCCAUUCCUGAAUACCAUUAAAAGGGAUCUUUGUCUUCACCAUUCUUCAUGAUAAAGACAGUAAUAGUUUCAAGUUGCUCCUAAGCUUCAGUGUUCCUUUGCUGUUAAAGCUACUGAAUAAAUGAAUUUACUUCCAUAACCCUA